AUGUCGGAUAGUGUUCCAACAUCAGAAACUGAAGCUUAUUUUGAUGGUGAAGGCAGUCCACAAAAAUCAAACCCAGGAGAAUCUGAGGAGGAUGCAACUAUUGGAGACUUUGAAUUUAGGAAGAGUUUGAGAGAUGCUGAAACUCCAUUGUAUGCAACAUGUUCUAAUUACACCAAGGUUUCUGCAAUCAUGGCCCUCUAUCAGAUAAAAGUGAAAAGUGGACUAUCAGAGAACUUCUUCGAUCAUAUAUUGACGAUAGUUCAUGACAUGCUGCCGAAAGACAAUGUGCUGCCAAAGUCUACAGAUGCAAUCAAGAAAUUCAUGAAGGUUUUUGGGUUUGGAUAUGAUGUCAUUCAUGCGUGCAAGAAUGAUUGUAUUCUCUACAGGAAACAGUUUGGUGAGAUGGAAAGCUGCCCAAGAUGCAGUGCUUCAAGAUGGGAGAUAGAUAAGCAAAGUGGUGAGGAAAAGAAGGGGAUUCCAGGAAAGGUUCUUAGGUAUUUUCCAGUCAAGGACAGAUUCAGGAGGAUGUUUAGAUCCAAAAAAGGGCUGAGGAUUUACGUUGGCAUUAUACCAAUGCCACCGAAGAUGGCUAAGAAUAUCAUGUUGACUAUGUUGAUCCCUGGUCCAACAGCUCCGAGUAACAACAUUGAUGUUUAUCUAGCUCCUUUGAUAGAUGAUUUGAAGGAUUUGUGGAAUGAGGGUUUAGAUGUCUAUGAUUCAUAUCUGGAAGAGCAUUUCACAUUUAGAGCUUUGUUAUUGUGGACUAUCAGUGACUAUCCAGCCUUAGGGACAUUGUCUGGCUGUAAAGUGAAGGGCAAGCAAGCGUGUAGUGUUCGUGGAAAGGAUACACCUACUAGGUGGUUGAAGUUUAGUCGAUGGUUUGACAACACGGUUGAGGAAGGGACUGCGAAUAGGAUUCAAACAGGUCCUGAAAUUUUUGAGACACUUAAGGAUUUCAGGAAUGAUUUUGGAAGACCCUUGGAUAAGGAAACUAAAAGGAAGAGAACUGAGAUGUUAGCAGAUGAGGAAAUUUCAGAGGAAGAGUGUGAAGAAACUUCUGAUCAGUGGCGAUGGAAGAAGCGGUCAAUCUUAUAUGACUUACCUUAUUGGAAGGAAUUGCCGGUGCGACACAACAUUAAUGUUAUGCACAAUUUGUUACCUGCUGCAUUGAGAGGAUUGCUUCCAAGAGGACCUCGGGUGUUGGUAACUCGAUUAUGUAACUUCUUCAACAGAUUGUGCCAGCGUACAAUUGAUCCUGAGAAGCUGCUCUCAUUGGAGUUUGAGAUUGUGGAGACGAUGUGCCAACUAGAGCGCUACAUGAAGAUACUCAAGGCAUAUGUUAAAAAUUAUGCAAGGCCAGAAGCGUGUAUGGCUGAGGGAUACUUGGCUGGAGAAUGUAUAGCAUUCUGUUUAGAGUUCUUAAAAAAAUCAGUACAUGUUCAAGAAGCAGUAAACCGUAAUGAAGAUAUUGAGACAGAUGGACUUGUUGUCGAAGGCCGAUCACUACAGAAGGGCAGAGAGGUGACCCUUUCAGAUAGAGAGAGAGAGGUAGCACAUCGAUAUGUUUUGAUGAACUUGGCAAUUAUGGAUCCUUAUGUACAGAUGCAUUUAGAAGAAUUGCAAGCUAAGGAUGUUCGAUGCGCUAGAAGUGAAACUAUUCUUUCUAACUCGAAAGAUCAUUCGAAGAAGUUGAUGUGGUUAGCAUUUGGACCGAAAUACAUUGCACAAGCUCAUAAAGGUUUUGUCAUUAAUGGGCAUCGCUUUCACACUGAUGAUGUUAAGCGGAAGACUUAA
Molecule: messenger RNA, 1794 nt
Organism: Camelina sativa (false flax)
Lineage: Eukaryota; Viridiplantae; Streptophyta; Magnoliopsida; Brassicales; Brassicaceae
Source: RefSeq, a predicted model, not a curated record